This is a messenger RNA of Fulvia fulva, 1107 nucleotides long. Its product is annotated as FAD-dependent monooxygenase sdcF. Gene Ontology annotation, molecular function: FAD binding. Bases 1 to 1107 code for a protein of 368 amino acids. The record is from RefSeq and is a predicted model, not a curated record. Lineage: Eukaryota; Fungi; Ascomycota; Dothideomycetes; Mycosphaerellales; Mycosphaerellaceae. The transcript has 2 exons.
AUGUUUGCCCUUUUUGGCAUGUUUCUACUGGCUGGUGCAGUAGAGUUUGUGCAUAGCGCCCAGGAACCUAACAAUACCAGUCAGUCUAGCUCCUCUCCUCAUGCAUAUCCUCAGACCAAAGAGCACAGCUGCUGCCAGCUUCUUGCGAACGACUUCGCUCCGCAUCUAUCGUACUCGGGCGAUGCAACAUACGAGCAAUUCUUGAACGGGUACUGGUCAGAGGCGAGUAAGCUUCAGCCAGACUGCAUUUUCACCGCAACAGUGGGCCAAGAUGUAGCUCUUGCAAUCGGUCUCCUCAGCAAGUCCCAAUGCAAGUUUGCCGUCCGUGGAGGAGGCCACACUGGCUGGUCAGGCGCUGCAAACACCGACACUGGUAUCACCUUCGACCUCUCCCAGCUAAACGAGACAAUCGUGGCAUCUGAUAGAACAUCUGUCGCCAUCGGUGCUGGAGCUCGCUGGGAUGACGUAUACGACAAACUGGAUGCCUUGUGUCUCCACGUCGCUGGCGGCCGUUACCCUACCGUGGGCGUAUCGGGGUUCAUUCUUGGUGGAGGAUUCAGCUUCUUCUCUCAACGCUAUGGCUGGGGUUGUGACACUGUGAUUUCCUUUGAGCUGGUAAUGGCCGAUGGAACAUUGGAAACGAUAUCGGCCUCUAACAAGCCUGACCUGUUCCGUGCUUUGAAGGGUGGAAGCAACAAUUUUGGCAUUGUUACAGCUUUUCAUUUGAAAGUGUUCCCAGGUGGGGAUUUCCUCCAGGGGGUUGUGACUUACGACGCCGAUCACGUCACCAGUGUUCUGACUGCUUUCGCGGAAACGGCGAGCACUCCAAUCGAGCAAUAUGACCCAUACUCAGUAUACCUGCUCCUAUUCAGCUGGCAGAAGCAGGCAGACGACAGUGUAACAAGAAGCAUAUCAAACUGGCUCAUUCAUACCAAAGUAUCAACAAGCAACACCACGACCAACACCAUCCCACCCUUCCUCUCCAAACUCGCGCACGCCGCUCCACAGCUAAACAACACCCUCGCCAUCCAACCCCUCCACACCUUCCUCUCCAGCGUCGCCAGUCAAGACAAUCCCUUAUCCCCCGUCGCGUCCUCAUCAAUAUGA